AUGCCUUUGCGGAAUCCUCUCUUUUCACGAUGGUUCUCCCAAUCAGCAGAACUAAUCCACCGUCUACCAAUCUCUAGAGUCACCACUACCACACCUCGUCCCUCAACAAUAGGAACCAUGACAAACUCGCUGCGUCGUCCAUUCUCAACCACCCGAUCUACAGGCCAAUCCAAGACCGGCAGACCCUUUGCUUUCGCCUUCCCCUGGAGACAAUACCGGCCCUUCCGACGUUUCGCGACCUCGUCCAAACCGGACGGUCCGGAACCGUCGUCUCUCUCUCAGCGAUUGAAGAAGCUCUCUCGCGAGUAUGGCUGGUCUGCGCUAGGUGUAUACCUACUGCUAUCGGCAUUGGACUUUCCGUUUUGCUUUGCUGCCGUACGACUUUUGGGUGUGGAGAGAAUCGGUCACUACGAGCACAUGCUCGUAGAGUCGGCCAAGGAGGCCGUUGAGGCCGUCUGGUCUCGCAAGCAGGAUGAACAGUCCGAGUCUCAAAAUACAGACGUGAAGGAUAGGGAUGUCACGGCGCAGGAGAACAAGAAGGCCAAUAGCGAAGAAGCGAGCCUGUGGACUCAAGUUGUUCUCGCCUAUGCUAUUCACAAGAGUCUCAUAUUCAUUCGAGUUCCCAUAACAGCAGCUAUCACUCCGAAGGUUGUGAAAAUCUUAAGACAGUGGGGCUGGGAUCUUGUACGGGGGAAGCCGAAAGGCUUGUGA
Molecule: messenger RNA, 711 nt
Organism: Aspergillus wentii DTO 134E9
Lineage: Eukaryota; Fungi; Ascomycota; Eurotiomycetes; Eurotiales; Aspergillaceae
Exons: 2
Coding region: 1-711 (236 amino acids)
Cellular component (GO): mitochondrion
Source: RefSeq, a predicted model, not a curated record